Messenger RNA from Cydia pomonella (codling moth), 5825 nucleotides. RefSeq names its product vesicular glutamate transporter 1 (gene MFS9). The record is from RefSeq and is a predicted model, not a curated record. Gene Ontology annotation, biological process: transmembrane transport; monoatomic anion transport. The transcript has 12 exons. Gene Ontology annotation, molecular function: transmembrane transporter activity. Bases 433 to 1950 code for a protein of 505 amino acids. Gene Ontology annotation, cellular component: plasma membrane. NCBI's taxonomy places the organism in Eukaryota, Metazoa, Arthropoda, Insecta, Lepidoptera, Tortricidae.
CACAGCUUUUGACUUAGCCUAAGUGGGGGCUAUAGGGGAUUAUUAACAUUUACUCUGUGACCCAUUUCGUACCUUGUCAAAGUAACAAUAGUAUGAGCUCUCUGGCAACUUUCAUGUUGUUUCUCACUGUGACAAGGUACGAAAUGAGUCACAAAUUAAAUCUUUUGACUGUACCAUGCAAAGGGCUCAAGAUAUACUAGCACCAAGCACCCACCCAAAGUGCCGGUUCAUGAAUAAAACCGUAUCAUUGACUGCAUACGAGUGGGGGCGAAAGAGAGCGCGCCUAACCUAGGUCCUCAGUGCGAUGUGAGAGGCGCGCGCGUCGAACGUACGACCGACUGGCCUCCUCACCACCAAACACGCGAAAACCAACUCUAAAAGUUAAACACAAAGUGCAUAUUCAAGUGUAGUGAGCAGUGAAUUUCUAGUGAAAUGAGUGAAGAAAACGCAAUGGGAGACGAUUUGAAAAGACAAGCGGCGAUGUUCUAUAAUACUACAGAGAGAGAGCGAUCCCAAGAGCACCAAGCGACAUGGUGCUUCUGGCGCCGGCGGCGGCUCAUCGUUGCUCUCCUAGCCUUUUUCGGCUUCUUCAACGUAUACGCGCUUCGAGUCAACUUGUCCGUCGCCGUGGUCGCCAUGACAGAGCCGGUGGAAACCAAGUUGGAGAACGGGACCGUUGUGUUUAUACCAGAAUUCGACUGGAGCUCCCAGACCAAGGGUCUGGUGCUGUCAUCGUUCUUCUACGGGUACCUGGUGACGCAGCUGCCCGGCGGCUGGCUCGCGGCUAAAAUAGGAGGUAACAGAAUGUUCGCCAUUGGGAUAGGAGCCACAUCCCUACUGACGUUGUUCACUCCCCCACUGGCACACACUAGUACCUCACUCUUAAUAGCAGUGAGGGUAGUUGAGGGACUUUUUGAGGGUGUCACCUACCCCUGCAUCCACGCAGUAUGGUCCCGCUGGGCGCCGAGCGAAGAGCGCGCUCGGCUAGCAACGUUCGCCUUCAGCGGCAGCUACGCGGGCACCGUCGUAUCCAUGCCUAUAUGUUCACUACUGGCACACUAUACGGGCUGGCCUGGCAUAUUCUACGUGUUCGGUAUAAUGGGACUGGUGUGGACAACAAUUUGGUGGUUGGUGGUAAAAGAGUCCCCAGAAAAGGACCCCCGGAUAUCCCCUGCGGAAUUAAAAUACAUACAGGACUCCCGAGGUACACAAGCUAUCGAAGGGUCCAAGAUCAAGCAUCCUUGGCGGGCCAUGUUGACCUCCGGGCCAGUUUGGGCCAUAGUUAUGGCCCAUUUCAGUGAGAACUGGGGGUUCUACACGCUUCUAACGUUCCUGCCUACAUUUAUGCAAGACGUGUUCAAGUUCCAGACGUCGGCGACGGGCUGGCUGUCCGCGGUCCCGUACCUCGCCAUGGCCAUAGUUCUGCAGGUGGCGGGUCACCUUGCCGACUGGGUGUUGACCAAGGGGUACAUGUCGCGCACUAACGUCAGGAAACUAUUCAACUGCGGCGCUUUUCUGGCUCAGACGAUUUUCAUGGUGGCGGCCUCGUACGCGUCGACGGUGACAGGCUGCUUGGUGUUCCUCACCAUCGCCGUCGGCCUCGGCGGCUUCGCUUGGUCCGGAUUCAGCGUGAACCACUUGGACAUCGCGCCGCCGCACGCCAGCGUGCUGAUGGGCCUGUCCAACACCGUGGCCACGCUGCCCGGCAUCAUCAGCCCGCCGCUCGCCGGCUCCAUAGUCACUGACAAGACUGCAGAGCAAUGGCGCGUGGUAUUCUUUAUAUCCAGCGCCAUCUAUCUGCUGGGCGCCGUGGUGUACGGCGCGCUGUGCUCGGCCGAGCGGCAGGCGUGGGUGCUGGAGGGCGAUGACCCCCGCUUCGACACGGACGGCGCCUCCGUCACCACCGCCAAGGGAUACGACAACAAGGCCAUGGAACAUAGCGAAAUGUAAUUCUAUAGGGACCGUGCGCGUUGGAGGGUCUGCCAUCUUGUGGUCUGAAUCGGAACCAUAAACAGGCACAUUUACACGUCAAGUGUUUUCUUGUGCAUAGUAGGUUCUGCCAUCUUGUGGGCUACAUCGGAACAAAAAACAUCACAUUUAUGCCUCGCGCCAAAAAUCUGACGGCUCCUACAGUUCAUGCACGCUCCCUAUACUAAACUACUCGGAAAUUAUAAAUAAGAAAAUUACAAACCCAAAAACAGGUUUGCUCAUGGGAGCCUGGGGUCCGCUCGACAACUAAUCCCAAGAUUUGGCGUAGGCACUAAUUUUUACGAAAGCGACUGCCAUCUGACCUUCCAACCCGGAGGGUAAACUAGGCCUUGUUGGGAUUAGUCCGGUUUCCUCACGAUGUUUUCCUCCACCGAAAAGCGACUGGUAAAUAUCAAAUGAUAUUUCGUACAUAAGUUCCGAAAAACUCAUUGGUACGAGCCGGGGUUUGAACCCGCGACCUCCGGAUUGCAAGUCGCACGCUCCUACCGCUAGGCCACCAGCGCUUUUUUUAUUAGGUCAUUGAAAUACAAAACAAAAAAUAAGGGCCUUAUCUCACAAGAGAAUAAUUUGGUUACAAAAAGACAAUUUGAACAAAGGGUUAUGACAGCAAGACUAUGGACCGUAGCGAGAUGUAGAUCAAAAAUUAUUUUUGAUGUAGAUACCGAAUUUGGUGAUACUCAUAGAAAAACUUUUGUUUCUGAAACGUUUUUAGACUACGAUAUAUCUCGGGCCCUAUUUCUCGUGACGUUCAGCGCCAUCUAUUGAACGGAAGAUGGAACUAAAACCAGCUGCGUUAAUGACGCCCGCUGGCAAUACCUUACAUAGAGAGCUAUCGUUUUUGUGCUCACCAGGUGGCGCCACUGCAGAUGGUAGUCCAGAACAGCUCUUAAAAUUCAGCUAUGCUUUGAAAAGUACGGUCACGUCUGAAAAUAUCGAUACGGACAAAGUGCCAAAAAUAUGUAUACAUCAGCUUAUAUAUCGGCCAUAAGUUCAUGUAUACAUAUUUUUGGCACUUCGAUCGCGAUCAUGGUGAUGUUUUGAGACGUGACUGUAUUAAUAAUAAUCCUGGGAAGAUCAUUUAUAUUUGUCUUUAUCAUUAAUAUUUUUGUUCCUGUGUUAAGGAUGUUUUCUAUGUAUAUAAUAUAUAUCUUCUUUUUCCUCGCGUUGUCCCGGCAUUUUGCCAAGGCUCAUGGGAGCCUGGGGUCCGCUUGACAACUAAUCCCAAGAUUUGGCGGACACUAGUUUUUACGAAAGCGACUGCCAUCUGACCUUCCAACCCGGAGGGUAAACUAGGCCUUGUUGGGAUUAGUCCGGUUUCCUCACGAUGUUUUCCUUCACCGAAAAGCGACUGGUAAAUAUCAAAUGAUAUUUCGUACAUAAGUUCCGAAAAACUCAUUGGUACGAGCCGGGGUUUGAACCCGCGACCUCCGGAUUGCAAGUCGCACGCUCUUACCGCUAGGCUACCAGCGCUUAAUAUAUAUUUUUUUUAUAUGGUCGUCUAAUAUCCACGGCACAAGCCUUAUUGAGCUUACUGUGGGACUUGGUCACAUUGUUGUAUAAUAUGUAUUUAUAACUAACUAUUAGUUUACAGCUCUCUGGUACAUACUGUCAGCUGCAUAGAUAACUGACCCCCCUGCAUAGAAAUUGCCAUGGGGGUCAAAUAUCUCUGCAGCUGUACUAUAAUAAAACAAAAGAAAAUCAACGUUACUGCUUUUGUAAACGCUUUACCUACUUAUGCUUGUGAAAGAUUUUAAAUGUACAUUUUAAAGCACAUUGGGGCUUAGAAACAUUAAGAUAAAUACAUAUUGAAUAGUUACUUAAGAGUCCGCAGCAAGCUCGGCCGAUUUACACCGUCUCAUACAAACGUUUCGUUUUCAUUUUAACACUACCUACGUGUUGGAUUGUAAUGAAACUUUGCACAUACAUUGACAUGAGGUAUAUCUAGUCCUGUAAUUAGUUUCUAUCUCCAGUUUAUAAUGAAAUAGAGCAAAAAUAAGUUUUGUAUUACUCAAAUUCGCUGUAUUUUUUAAACUAUGGUACCUGAAGCCAGGGAUCGGAAACCGGUAUUUUUUGUAUGGGAACGAAAACGGUAUUUUUUCGUUCUUUGUUAAUUAUUUCCUUUCUAAUUGGGCAAUCUAAUAAUACGAAGUCGUUAUCUAAAAACACACCCGAGUCCUAUAUUUGGAGUAUAAAAUAAACCGAAAUAUAUGUUUAUUUCCAAGUUUUUCCAAAAAACCGGUUCCGAUCCCUGCCUGAAGCUACAUAAACUAAUUACAGGACUAGAUAGGUAUACCUUAUCAGAUAAGGUUAAGGGUAAGGAUAAGGCUUAUCCUAUUGUAAGUACAAAGUUUCAGAGCAAUCUAGUUAGUCGUUUUAAAAUGAGAGCGUAACUACGUUUGUAUGGAGAACAGAGCUGUCUGCAGACCCUUAAGUAAAACACAACAUUCCGUAAUUUAAUGUUUAGCUUUAAUUUUUACAAAGAGUUAUUAAUUAGAAGAGUGUCAAUGUUUAAGAAAAAUAAGAAAAUGCAUAUUUCGAAUGCACCUGACGUAGAUGGCGCUGUACGCCUCCGUCAUGACAGUGUCGGGUACGUGACAAGUUGAGUAAGAGCUCAACGAGGGGGGGAGGGGGUUAGGGUCGGCAACGCGCAUGUAACUCCUCUGGAGUUGCAGGCGUACAUAGGCUGCGGAGACUGCUUACCAUCAGGCGGGCCGUAUGCUUGUUUGCCACCGACAUAGUAUAAAAAAAAGUUUUUUUAACACUUCUGAUAAAACUAAGAAGGCCGAUGUUUGGCAUGAUUACGUUUGAUAACUUUAUUUAAAUACCUAAAGAUAUAGAUUAAGACAAUUUCGUGCUUCAAAUUUUGACGACCGGUUUGGCCUAGUGGGUAGUGACCCUGCCUACGAAGCUGAUGGUCCCGGGUUCAAAUCCUGGUAAGAGCAUUUAUUCGUGUGAUGAGCAUGGAUAUUUGUUCCUGAGUCAUGGGUGUUUUCUAUGUAUUUAAGUAUUUAUAAAUAUUUAUAUAUUAUAUAUAUCGUUGUCUAAGUACCCUCAACACAAGCCUUAUUGAGCUUACUGUGGGACUUAGUCAAUUUGUGUAAUAAUGUCCUAUAAUAUUUAUUUAUUUAUUUAAAUUUGACAGGUAAACGAGAUGGCGCUGUACAGCUCCAUACAUUUUGCGGUAACUCUGUCAAAAGUUGAUGUUUGACACAUCAGUGACUGCAAAACAGAAGGCGCAAUACAGCGCCAUCUGUUUUGGAUGUCAAACUAAGAACGUUUUUUGCUUAGACUUUAGCUCUCUAUUACAAUGCAUACUCUUUGCUGCAGGUUAUUAAGCUAUUGCGUAAACGCCAUCUACUGUCAAACUGGGGCACAAUUUUUUUCUUAAAUUAGACUACUCUUUCACAAUCGAUCAACUCUUUGAUUUUUGUAUUCAUUUUAUUUUAAAUAACUUUAAUUUUAAGUUGACAAAAGUCUGGUUCCUAUUUGUGACAUCCGUGCCUAAAGGGUCCGUGUUCCAUGUGCACAAGGACCCUUCUCUAGUGGAAAGCCACAUUUUACUAAACUGAUACUUAUUUUUCCCUUAUUUCUAAAGUACCAAUUACAUCCACACUUUAUCAGGCCUGAUAUUAGGCCCGACGUCAGAAUGUUAAGUUUUGAUGUCAGAAUGUUAAGUCUGGAUUGGCCUCUAAGUUCAGAUAUAGGAACUCCAAUGACCUGUGUGUAUAUGUGAUAAUUUGUAAGAAUAUAAUUAUGUCAAGUGUAAUGGAAUACAUAUUAUUAAUGUAAAUAAUUUUGUGUGCCGUGAGUUGAGAAAUUAAAGAAUUUAAUGGAAA